AUGGCCGGCUUCGCCUACGUUGCUAUUGCCUACCUUCUAGCAGCUAUGGGAGGACUCAUGUUUGGAUAUGAUGUUGGGAUCUCAAGUGGUGUCACCUCCAUGGAUGAUUUCCUGGGAAAGUUUUUCCCCAGCGUUCUACAGAGGAAGCUGCAGCUUGUUGGAAAAGAAGGCAACUACUGCAAGUAUGACGACCAGGGCGUGCAGGCGUUCACGUCGUCGCUCUACCUCACGGGUCUGGUGGCUACCUUUGCAGCCUCGUACACGACGCAGAGAUUCGGUCGGAAGCCAACCAUGGUGAUCGCGGGACUGUUUUUCAUCGCCGGGGCGGUGUUCAACGCUGCUGCGGAGAACCUGGCCAUGCUCAUCAUCGGCCGGAUCCUUCUCGGCUGUGGCGUCGGCUUUGCCAACCAGGCCGUCCCGCUAUACCUCUCCGAGAUUACUCCCACUUGUUACUGGGGCGGCCUCAACAUUCUCUUCCAGCUCAACGUGACCGUCGGCAUCCUCAUCGCCAACCUCGUCGCCAAGCUCCACCCAUGGAGCUGGCGGCUCUCACUCGGCCUGGCUGGGAUCCCCGCGGUGCUGCUCACAGUCGGAAGCCUGUGCCUGUGCGAGACUGUUGAGAUGGCAGUCUUGAUCAUCUGACACAUGGCAAUCCACGUCCAAUGCAAAAGGAGUACAAUGAAUGUGCUCUGUAUAGUGUUUUUCCUCUUU
Selaginella moellendorffii is the source of this 711-nucleotide messenger RNA. RefSeq names its product sugar transport protein MST4. Gene Ontology annotation, cellular component: membrane. Gene Ontology annotation, biological process: transmembrane transport. The transcript is spliced from 2 exons. Gene Ontology annotation, molecular function: carbohydrate transmembrane transporter activity. Bases 1 to 642 code for a protein of 213 amino acids. The record is from RefSeq and is a predicted model, not a curated record. Lineage: Eukaryota; Viridiplantae; Streptophyta; Lycopodiopsida; Selaginellales; Selaginellaceae.